UGUGGGCACUUUUUAAUCUUUAAUCUUGAUUUUGCUGCUAUGCUCUAUAUAACCACCCUAGGUGUGAUGCCUGUUAACUAGACUCUUUUCGUUUUGUUUUUCCUUCUCCUCCUGGGUUUUGGUAUCUGCAGAGCAGCGGGUGAAACAGCAAACUAAUGGCAUUGAAGGCAUUUGCUGCUCAAGUUGAGGAGGGGAGGGAAGGAAAAGAUGGGAAACCUUCCGUUGGUCCCGUGUAUCGUAAUAUACUAUCCAAGAAAGAAUAUCCUCCUCUUGAUCGCGAUGUGACCACUUCUUGGGAUAUUUUCAGUUCAUCUGCCAAGAAGUAUCCUGGAUAUAAAAUGCUUGGAUGGCGUAAAUUUGUUGACGGGAAGGUGGGGCCUUAUGUCUGGAAAACUUACAAGGAAGUUUAUGACGAAGUUUUGCAAAUUAGCUCUGCAUUGCGGGCAUCCGGUGCUGAACCAGGCUACCGAGUUGGUAUUUAUGGAUCAAACUGUCCUCAAUGGAUCGAGGCAAUGGAGGCUUGCAAUGCCCAAAGCUUAGUCUGCGUGCCUCUCUAUGAUACUAUUGGUCCUCGUGCUGUAAACUUUAUUAUAGAUCACGCGGAGAUUGAUUUUGUCUUUGUCCAGGACAAAAAAGUGAAAGAACUGCUAAAUCCUGAUUGCGCAUCUGCUCAGCGGCUUAAAGCAAUUGUUUGCUUCACUUCUUUGACGGAGGAAGAGAAGGAUCGGGCAGCCCAAAUGGGGAUAAAAUCAUACUCUUGGGAAGAGUAUCUAUGCAUGGGAAAAGAGAAUCCAUCGGAGAUAUUCCCGCCUCAGCCUCCUAGCAUUUGCACAAUUAUGUACACAAGUGGUACCAGUGGAGAUCCCAAAGGUGUUGUGAUAUUGCAUGAAACAGUUGCAGCUUUUGUCAGAGGCAUUGAUCUAUUUAUGGAACAAUUUGAAGACAAGAUGACACCUGAUGAUGUGUAUCUAUCUUUCCUGCCGCUUGCUCAUGUCCUUGAUCGCAUGAUUGAGGAAUACUUUUUCCGGAAAGGUGCUUCUGUUGGCUAUUAUCAUGGGGAUUUGAAUGCUUUGAGGGAUGAUUUGAUGGAGUUGAAGCCAACAUGUUUAGCUGGUGUACCUCGAGUCUUCGAAAAAAUACACGAAGGUAUAAAGAAGGCAUUACAAGAACUCAGUCCACUACGCAGGAAAAUAUUCGAUACUUUGUAUGGAUACAAGCUUGGCUGGAUGAAUCGGGGUUACAGACAAAAAUAUGCAUCGCCAUUGGCAGACCUGUUAGCCUUCAGGAAGGUGAAAGCCAAGUUAGGUGGCCGCCUUCGACUAAUAAUAUGUGGAGGUGCAUCCUUGAGCACUGAGGUGGAGGAGUUCUUGCGGGUCACGUCCUGUGCCUUUGUAAUCCAAGGCUAUGGGUUGACCGAAAGCUGUGGACCAGCCACCUUGGCCUUUCCAGAUGAAAUGUGCAUGCUGGGUACAGUUGGGGCGGCAGCUGUAUACAAUGAACUGUGCCUGGAGGAGGUUCCGGAGAUGGGAUACGAUCCGCUUGGUAAUCCUUCUUGUGGCGAGAUAUGCCUCCGAGGGAAGACUCUUUUCUCUGGUUAUUACAAGAAUCCAGAGCUGACAAGAGAGAGCAUGAAAGAUGGGUGGUUCCAUACAGGAGACAUAGGAGAAAUUCUACCAAAUGGAGUUGUUAAGAUUAUUGACAGGAAGAAAAAUCUUAUAAAACUCUCUCAGGGAGAGUAUAUUGCUAUCGAGUACUUGGAAAAUGUGUACAAUAACACUCCAAUUGUCGAGGACAUUUGGAUUUACGGGGACAGCUGCAAGUCAAUGCUGGUUGCAGUAGUUGUGCUUCAUGAAGAAAACACAAAAAGCUGGGCGUACUUGAAUGGCCAUAUGGGUUCAUUCACCGAACUCUGCUCUCUCCAUCAGCUACAGGAACUUGUCCUCUCAGAGCUAAAGACUACGGCUGAAAGAAACAAGUUGAAAGGUUUUGAACAUAUCAAGGGAGUGAUACUGGAGUCCUGCCCCUUCGACAUUGAAAAGGAUUUGGUGACUGCAACCUUGAAGAAGAAGAGAAACAAGUUGGUUAGCCACUAUCGGGUGGAAAUUGAUGAACUUUAUCAAAAACUGGCCGGAGGACGAGCAUGAUCAAGUUCCAUAGAGCGUGCAAUGUUACCUCUUUAAGCCCCCCCAUAAAACGUGUAUAUCGACAAGAACCUCGUUAUCUCUCCUGCUCUUUACAUAAUUGCAGCCCUCUAAUAACGUUGAAGCUAGUAAUAACCAUGCCGGCUUUUCAUGUGAUAAUAAUGAUUAUCGUAGGUUUCGAGAUUGGGAUA
Populus euphratica (Euphrates poplar) is the source of this 2332-nucleotide messenger RNA. RefSeq names its product long chain acyl-CoA synthetase 1. Gene Ontology annotation, biological process: fatty acid metabolic process; wax biosynthetic process; cutin biosynthetic process. Gene Ontology annotation, molecular function: long-chain fatty acid-CoA ligase activity. The transcript has 20 exons. The record is from RefSeq and is a predicted model, not a curated record. The coding region runs from base 156 to 2144 and encodes 662 amino acids. NCBI's taxonomy places the organism in Eukaryota, Viridiplantae, Streptophyta, Magnoliopsida, Malpighiales, Salicaceae. Gene Ontology annotation, cellular component: membrane; endoplasmic reticulum.